Salvelinus fontinalis (brook trout) is the source of this 1818-nucleotide messenger RNA. RefSeq lists its product as uncharacterized. The transcript has a single exon. Bases 1 to 1818 code for a protein of 605 amino acids. NCBI's taxonomy places the organism in Eukaryota, Metazoa, Chordata, Actinopteri, Salmoniformes, Salmonidae. The record is from RefSeq and is a predicted model, not a curated record.
AUGUAUCAACGAAAAGGGCUACAGUUUAGUGAUUGCAACACCCCAGUACUACCCCACCCAGGAACCACUCUCACCCCACCCAGGAACCACUCCCACCCCACCCAGGAACCGCUCUUACCCCACCCAGGAACCACUCUCACCCCACCCAGGAACCACUCCCACCCCACCCAGGAACCACUCCCACCCCACCCAGGAACCACUCCCACCCCACCCAGGAACCACUCUCACCCCACCCAGGAACACUCUCACCCCACCCAGGAACCACUCCCACCCCACCCAGGAACCACUCCCUCCCCACCCAGGAACCACUCUCACCCCAUCCAGGAACCACUCUCACCCCACCCAGGAACCACUCUCACCCCACCCAGGAACCACUCCCACCUCACCCAGGAACCACUCCCACCCCACCCAGGAACCACUCUCACCCCACCCAGGAACCACUCUCACCCCAUCCAGGAACCACUCUCACCCCACCCAGGAACCACUCCCACCCCACCCAGGAACCACUCCCACCCCACCCAGGAACCACUCUCACCCCACCCAGGAACCACUCUCACCCCAUCCAGGAACCACUCUCACCCCACCCAGGAACCACUCUCACCCCACCCAGGAACCACUCCCACCCCACCCAGGAACCACUCCCACCCCACCCAGGAACCACUCCCACCCCACCCAGGAACCACUCUCACCCCACCCAGGAACCACUCUCACCCCACCCAGGAACCACUCACACCCCACCCAGGAACCACUCUCACCCCACCCAGGAACCACUCUCACCCCACCCAGGAACCACUCCCACCCCACCCAGGAACCACUCCCACCCCACCCAGGAACCACUCUCACCCCACCCAGGAACCACUCUCACCCCAUCCAGGAACCACUCUCACCCCACCCAGGAACCACUCCCACCCCACCCAGGAACCACUCUCACCCCACCCAGGAACCACUCUCACCCCACCCAGGAACCACUCUCACCCCAUCCAGGAACCACUCUCACCCCACCCAGGAACCACUCUCACCCCACCCAGGAACCACUCCCACCCCACCCAGGAACCACUCACACCCCACCCAGGAACCACUCUCACCCCACCCAGGAACCACUCCCACCCCAUCCAGGAACCACUCUCACCCCACCCAGGAACCACUCUCACCCCACCCAGGAACCACUCCCACCCCACCCAGGAACCACUCCCACCCCACCCAGGAACCACUCUCACCCCACCCAGGAACCACUCUCACCCCAUCCAGGAACCACUCUCACCCCACCCAGGAACCACUCCCACCCCACCCAGGAACCACUCCCACCCCACCCAGGAACCACUCUCACCCCACCCAGGAACCACUCUCACCCCAUCCAGGAACCACUCUCACCCCACCCAGGAACCACUCUCACCCCACCCAGGAACCACUCCCACCCCACCCAGGAACCACUCCCACCCCACCCAGGAACCACUCUCACCCCACCCAGGAACCACUCUCACCCCACCCAGGAACCACUCACACCCCACCCAGGAACCACUCUCACCCCGCCCAGGAACCACUCUCACCCCGCCCAGGAACCACUCUCACCCCACCCAGGAACCACUCUCACCCCACCCAGGAACCACUCCCACCCCACCCAGGAACCACUCCCACCCCACCCAGGAACCACUCUCACCCCACCCAGGAACCACUCCCACCCCACCCAGGAACCACUCUCACCCCACCCAGGAACCACUCCCACCCCACCCAGGAACCACUCUCACUCCACCCAGGAACCACUCUCACCCCACAUCAGAGGGGUGCAAGGCAAGGAGCACCUGUUCACUGGUAACCUGA